GAGACAGCCUUGCAAAACCGGGACGACUUGGCAGAGCGGUUUAUAGUGGCACAGACAGCACGAGUGACACUAACGCGACGCGGGCUGAAAUACCUUAGUUUGCGUUCAAAUAAUUACCUAUUAUCACAUCGUCUUAUAGCUGCAAGCUAUGUAGGCUAUCUAUACAGUAUGCAUAUUUUUAGAAAGUAAGCGCUAUGUUGUGAAACUGUUCGAUCCCAAUAUCCGUCAGCACCUUCUAGAAGAAAAUUUAUUCUCCACACGUGUGGCUUCAGAGAAUGCACUUUCUGUAGGCUUUAUAUUUAACUUUCUUGUCGACACAUGUAUGACUGGGAUACAAAUGACAACUACAAUGGACAAAAAUAACAACACGGGGGGAGUAAUCUCAUACAUUGGAUCAUGUGGAGGCUCCCCAAACCGCACCAGCCCAGUAUCUAUGUACAGUGAGAAUUCCAACAGCAGCCUGCAGUCAGUGACUCAGCCUUGCUUUGGCUCAUCUUUCCCACCUUCCCCCAAUGGCUCCCAUGAUUCUUCACGAAUGUACACCAGCAGCAGCAGCUCGGUCUCCGGUGAGGAUGGGAGUUCAUCAUCCUCUGGAGGAUCCCCAAGGGGUCUUGAUGAAGGCUGCAAUGCACGCAACUCACCAAACAAAUCAGUUGCUGCACUUACAAAGCUGAAUGGGAUGGUGCUGCUUUGUAAAGUGUGUGGAGAUGUUGCUUCAGGCUUUCAUUAUGGUGUCCAUGCCUGCGAGGGCUGCAAGGGGUUCUUCCGUCGAAGCAUCCAGCAGAACAUCCAGUACAAAAAGUGCCUGAAGAAUGAAACCUGUACUAUUAUGAGGAUCAACCGCAACCGCUGUCAGCAGUGCCGUUUCAAAAAAUGUUUGUCUGUGGGCAUGUCUCGUGAUGCUGUCCGCUUUGGUCGCAUCCCGAAACGUGAGAAGCAGCGCAUGCUGGCUGAGAUGCAGAGUGCCAUGAAUAACAUGGUGAACAAUCAGCUGCAGAGCGAAUUUCAGCUGGCUAGUCUUAAAUCAGUUACCCCAUCCUCUUCAUCAUCAGCAUCAUCAUCAUCUUCCUCAUCCCCCUGCCCCGGUCUGACAGUGGCCCCUCAGCCCCAACCUUCUGCUGUGCCCAUAGCUCCUUCCCCCUCGCCCCCUGCCCCUGCCUCGCCCCUGGUUCCUCCUGCUCAGAGCCAUCCUAUGAUUGCCACCUCCCCACCACCGUGCCCUAGUCCUGGUGUUGACAGCACCAUCUCCGCUAUUACCCGAGCACACCGCGAGACCUUUGUCUAUGCCCACGAUAAGAUAGGUCUAGCACUGCGGCCUCACAAUGGCGUUGAUCUGGAUGACCACAGUGGCAAUCGUUGCUUGGCUGGCUACCAUGUCAAUGGCCAGAAUACAAUCUAUCACCACGACAAUAAUGUAGCCCUGCAGCGUAAUGGCUUCAAAACAACACCUGAUAAUGGACGCCAUAUCCAUUCCUCACCAGUCUCCAACCAGCAGCACCAAGGCUUGCCACCUCAGAACAAUGGUCGACGCUUCCAGAACAGCAACGUAUAUGGUGUUCACCAAAGUCAAGAAAUCAGCAGCAAUAUCCAGGUGCAGAACUGCCCAUGGAGGAACCACAAGGAUAUUCUGCUGGCUUGUCCAAUGAAUCUGCAUCCUCACACAGAUCCCAACAAGACUCCUCAGGAGAUCUGGGAAGACUUUUCACUAAGCUUCACACCAGCUGUGCGUGAAGUGGUGGAGUUUGCCAAACACAUCCCAGGCUUUAGCUCUCUGUCCCAAAAUGAUCAAGUCACCUUGCUGAAGGCCGGCACCUUCGAGGUGUUAAUGGUUCGUUUUGCAUCCCUGUUUAAUGUCAAAGAGAAGACUGUAACAUUCAUCUCUGGCACCACCUAUAGUCUAGAAGCUUUGAAAGGCAUGGGAAUGGGAGAUCUGUUGGGGACCAUGUUUGAUUUCAGCGAGAAACUCAAUGUAUUAGAGCUCUCUUCAGAAGAGCUGGGACUCUUUACUGCUGUGGUACUGGUGUCUGCAGAUCGCUCUGGCAUUGAGAAUGUAAACUCGGUGGAGAUGCUCCAGGACAGCCUGAUCCGAGCCCUUCGUGCACUGGUCAACAAGAGGGCUCCUGGCGAUGCCUCUCAUUUCACCAAACUCCUGCUGAGACUGCCAGAUCUCCGCACCCUUAACAAUAUGCACUCAGAGAAGCUUCUCUCCUUCCGCAUCGAUGCUUGAGAUGCCCGUGGCUGCUGAUAGGUGUUCCCACUCAGCUGAGUCAGUGGAAGUGGGUAGUGGUGUGCCUGCUGGAAGGCUUUGCAAGAUCAAACACUGGUGCUCUUUCCAAGAGUAUUACCUUCCAAGAGUUGACUGGCAUGGAUGGUGCUCAAAAAUUAUUGAUUAUGAACCUGAAGGGACACAAAGGGUACCAAGUGUUAUCAGAACGGUCAAAUGACAAUGUUUUUCGGCCUCACAUGAAAAGAUUGAUAAAAUUCUGCCUCUCAAAGAAUUCAUAUGCCCCUCCUGACUUUUCUAACACUCGAAAACCAAUGCUCUAGAUAUUUCAAAGCUUUUUUAAACUGAAGGACAAAGCAAGGCACAGACUCAAAAGUCCAAACCAUCCUAAUCUUCCAGUCUACUAGGGCAAGCCAUACGGAACCAGUGCAGAUGCCCUUUGCAAGGAACCACAGUGAGAGAUUCUGUAAUUCCUUUACCCGAGUCAGGUUUGGGCUCCUUGAAGUGGCUAAUGCAAACACUAGAAUGACCAGGUCAUCUCUACUCAUAAUGCACAGGAAAACAAGUUUAGGCGAGAGACAUCUUAUUUGUGGAUGUACAUCUGUGUGCACUUUGUAUAAAUGUGUACAUAGGCAUAAAUCUAAAUAUACUUGAAAUGUUUAAAAAUAUAAUAUAUUCAAUAAUAUAUUUUUUUUAAUGUUUAAACACUCAAUGCAAAGAUAAGUGGGCACAAAUAUGUAUGUCAAGUAUAUGUAUACUGUAGAAUAUUUAACUUGUAUUUCAGAUAUGUUUUACAUCUUAGACUUUUCUGAAAAAGUUGCAUAACUUUUUUCUUUUUAUUGUUAGCUUAUCUUUUGAUAACCUAGUGUUUGUACUGGAAGCACUGAAAACAACCAGGGUCACUUUGUGACCAAAGAUUCUAAAUUCCAAGAGAAUAGACAAAAAAAACAAAAACAAACAACAAAAAAAAACCCGUAGUUUCACCUCAGCAUCUAGACUUUUUGCAUUGGAUUCUGAAAAAGAUUUUCUUACAAGCUCUGGAACUAAUUCAUGUUAUAAAUAAUGGGACAAGAGCUCUGCACUAAUUAGCAUGAUGAUCAGAAAUUAAUUAAUUAUAUGCCAGACAUAUACUGACAUGGACUCAGUAAUUACAAACUGACACUUUUAAGGCACGAUCAUACAGCAACCGAUGCUACAGAAGGAAAAUAAAAAAUGAAGCAAAAAUGUUUUUUACAAAUUAUACCUCCCUUGUGCAUUCAUUACAUCUGUUAAAUAAAUCAUUAAAAGGCUUUCUUUUAAUCAA
Electrophorus electricus (electric eel) is the source of this 3527-nucleotide messenger RNA. RefSeq names its product nuclear receptor subfamily 1, group d, member 1 (gene nr1d1). Gene Ontology annotation, molecular function: zinc ion binding; nuclear receptor activity; RNA polymerase II cis-regulatory region sequence-specific DNA binding. Lineage: Eukaryota; Metazoa; Chordata; Actinopteri; Gymnotiformes; Gymnotidae. Gene Ontology annotation, biological process: negative regulation of transcription by RNA polymerase II; positive regulation of transcription by RNA polymerase II; hormone-mediated signaling pathway. The record is from RefSeq and is a predicted model, not a curated record.